AUGCCCAGCGACACCGAGAACGACUCCGCCGAAAUGGCCAGGCCCCGUCCAACCCUGAAGCCAAAGCCAGGAACCCCUCCACGAAAACCCACCAUCUUCCAAUCCAACGCAUCCAAUCCCGAUUUCGUCCCCGGCUACUCCGUCCUACGCGUCGAACAAGUCAAGCACAUGAGCAACUCAAGAGACAAGACCCGACUCAUGAACUCCAUCGUCGACGACAUCGUUGCAAGCGUCUCCUCUAUCAACGAGUAUCACCGAAACGGCAUCCUCAGCGACGACAACAUCUUCCAAGUCUCAACCAUGAUGCAGUGCAUGGGACAGAACAAUCUCAAGAUGCAGGAUCGAUUGGAGGAUAUGAUUACCAGACUCAAGAGACAGAACACUCAAAAGCACCAGAAUUACAUGGAGCUCGCGCAAAGUAUGGAUGUCAUGGGCCAGAUGUACGCGAAUAAAGUUGACUGGUUGGAGCAGCAGGUGAGGGUGUUGAAGGAGCGGGUUGCGUCUGUGGAGGCGCAAGGACGCCCGUUCCAGUCACAGAAGCAAUUAGAUGACCGCAUUGAGCACUAUUCUCGUUAUCUCGAGGAGAAGGCACAAAAGGAGUUCGAUGAACGCGCUGAGCGCGUUAAUCGGUAUUGUGAGGAGAUGAGGAAGAAUCGGGGCUAUGAUGGUCAGGAGCAGAUGGUUCAGGAUGAGGACAAUGCUGAUGGAGAGUGGGAGGAGGAUAACAUCAAGGAGGAUGGGCUCAUGAAAGGACUGUGA
This is a messenger RNA of Penicillium subrubescens, 759 nucleotides long. RefSeq lists its product as uncharacterized. The record is from RefSeq and is a predicted model, not a curated record. The coding region runs from base 1 to 759 and encodes 252 amino acids. NCBI's taxonomy places the organism in Eukaryota, Fungi, Ascomycota, Eurotiomycetes, Eurotiales, Aspergillaceae. The transcript has a single exon.